Molecule: messenger RNA, 2752 nt
Organism: Ostrea edulis (European flat oyster)
Lineage: Eukaryota; Metazoa; Mollusca; Bivalvia; Ostreida; Ostreidae
Exons: 9
Coding region: 282-2705 (807 amino acids)
Biological process (GO): lipid transport; ganglioside catabolic process
Cellular component (GO): cytoplasmic side of plasma membrane
Molecular function (GO): enzyme activator activity; lipid carrier activity
Source: RefSeq, a predicted model, not a curated record
CUCUGCCUUUUCCGUAAAUAUCCGAAGAGCAGAUAUAAGAUAUAGCUGUUACACAAGUAUUUUAAAUAAACACUAUUGUUUGCAAUUUAGUGUUGCGUUCAAACUGUAGAUCACGUUACUGUAAGUCGGUGAGCCCAAGAUAUAUCUGCUCGUCGGAUAUUUACGGAGACAGCCGAGUCUGGUUGAACGAGACUACCCACAUUCUCAAACGCGACAUUUACAAACUUCCGGUUGAUGUGUUUGGUCAUGUGAUUUGUCUUGUGAUCAUCUUCCCGGCAAGCAUGAUGGCAGGAGGUUAUUUUGUGUUGUCCGCUUUGCUUUGCUUAUCCAUUGCAGAUGCAGAAUACCUGAAGUUCAAGGCAAAUUAUGAAGAUGACGUCAAAGAGUUAAUCAAUUUUCUUAAGAAACCUUUCCUACCCGAGCGUUUCAAGUCAUCGGAAGUCUUACUGAAUGCGGGCUUGGACAAAAGUAAAAGGUUGACAGCUUUUCACUAUAAGAACUGUGGAGGAAUGAUUGAUGUAAGAAGUCUGUCUGUGAUGCCUGACCCCCUUCAAUUCCCAGGGACCAUCACCUUCAGUGCCAGUGGAGCACUGAAUGCCACCCUCUCUGCUCCUCUUAAUGCAGCAGUUGUCCUGAAGAAAAAAGCAGCAGGAAUAUGGAUCCCCAUUCCGUGCAUUGACCAAAUAGGUUCAUGUAAUUACGGCGACAUAUGUACUUUAUUAGAGUCAGUGACCCAAUGCCCCCCUCAGCUCACUGCUAUUGGUAUCGACUGCAAGUGCCCCAUCAAGGCGGGUAAAUACACACUACCAAGUAUGAGCCAGGACAUCGGAGCUGAAGUGUUCCCAUCCGGGGACUACCAAGUCACGGGCAAUGUUACCGACAAGGCUGGAAGAGUUGUGGCGUGUCUUCAAGUAGAGCUUUCUGUUGCCAUUGCCAUUAAAUCCCUUAAAAAUGGAAAAUCAGCUGGAAUAGAUGAAAUCCCAUCAGAAGCAUUGAAAGCAGGUGGAAAUGAAAUUAUCGAAUACUUGUACGGAUUGCUGAACAAAAUAUGGAACCAAGAGUGUUUACCAUCAGAAUGGAAAAAAGGCCUACUAGUCAAAUUAGCAAAGAAAGGUGGUCUUAGUAACUGUGAAAACUGGAGAGGUAUCACCAUUCUUACAACAGCAAGCAAAGUUCUGAGUCGUAUAAUACUGAAUAGGAUUAAAAAUGCAUUAGACAAGAUUCUCAGGGAAGAACAAGCUGGCUUUAGACAAAACAGAAGCUGCAUAGACCAAAUUGCUAUACUCAGAAUCAUCAUCGAGCAGUCUGUAGAGUGGCAGUCCUCACUAUAUAUAAAUUUUAUAGACUUUGAGAAAGCUUUUGAUAGUAUAAACAGAGAUAGAAUGUGGAAGUUGCUACAAUAUUACGGUCUGCCAGUUAAAAUAGUCAACAUGAUAAAAGCAUUAUAUGAAGAUUUCAAUAUACAAAUAAUAAAUUAUUCAAACCUAACUGAACCAUUUCAAGUAACAACUGGAGUUAAACAAGGAUGCAUUCUAUCACCUACCUUGUUUUGGGUAGUAAUUGACUGGGUUACAAGACAGGCCUUUGAUUCAAAGAGAGGAAUACAAUGGACAAUAGUGAACAACCUUGAGGAUCUAGACUUUGCUGACGACCUAACAUUGCUAUCCCAUCGUAUAAAAGACAUGAGAGACAAAACCAGGAAACUAUAUGAAAAGGGGAGAAAGAUCGGAUUGAAAGUUAACAUCAAGAAGACCAACAUAAUGAAAGUUAUGACCAGGAAAGGGGGAACAAUAUCAGUUGAAGGUGAAGACAUUGAGGAAGUAGACCAAUUUACAUACUUGGGAAGUAUUGUAAGCAAAACAGGUGGGACGGAAGAAGACAUUAAUUCUAGGAUAAGAAAAGGAAGACAGACAUUUGCCAUGCUAAAGCCUUCAACACAAUCAAAGCUUGUACGUCGUAUGUCGUCAGUAUCUUCUGAUACACGUAUAGAGAAAGAUCUAUUUUUCCUUUCUCUACUUUUAAGAGACAUGAAGUUGUUAUUAGUCGUCGCUUUAUUUGUGGGUGCUAAUGCCGGGGAAUACGUCCCCGAGACUGUUGAAAAUGAGAUAUAUUUAAAUGACGAAAGUCACGUCAGACUGAACGAUGAAACGGAACUUCUCAUGGAUCUCCUUAACCUUAAUGCUCUCCCAGAACGAUACAGAGGGGAGGACUAUUUCAAAUCCGUCGGUAGAAAGAAGUCUUCUCGAGUGGAGGCUUUCCAGUGGCAGAACUGUGGCAGUAAUGACCCCGCUACCGCCUUGAGUCUGUCCGUUACCCCGGACCCACUACAGUUUCCAGGAACUAUCAAUAUCGCAGGCAAACUGCAAUUCAACGCCUCGUUUCCAGCUCCUCUUCCGGCAAGCCUUGUUGUGUCAAAGAAAGCGGCGGGAAUCUGGGUCAAGCUGCCAUGUAUUGAUAGCUUCGGUUCCUGCGACUACCCUGAUCUCUGUGAAAUUCUGAGCGGUGCGGGAGACUGCCCCGACCCCAUCGUCUCCUCGGGUCUAGGAUGUCAGUGUCCGUUCAAAUCUGGUACGUUUGAUGUUCAGGGUUUAUCUUUCGACGUCGACGCUUCCGCUCUACCAUCUGGAGAUUACAAACUCAGAGGAUCUAUCUCUACUGGUGGAAAGGAAGACGCAUGCGUGGAGAUUGUUUUAACAAUUGCGUAAUAAUACUAGUACAAUUAUAAAUUUAGAUGAAUAAAAUAUUUCAUCAU